CGACCUGCCACCGAGGAGGACGGGACUCCGAGCCGCCUCCGCUUUCUCCAAGCCAUAUUCCUUUAAGAUGAUGUAAUAGUCACUUCCCUGGAAGGGCUCCUGCCUGCACUGCUGAGACAACAGCAUCCGAACUGCGCCGGGAACCGUGGAACCACCCAGCUCCGCCGCCCGAGAAGCCGGAGCCGAGCCCCCCGCCGGCAUCUCCGCGCUGCGGCGGCCGCGGCUCCCGCCCGGCUGGGAACAUGGGAGCCCGCCUGCCCUUGCCGGCAGGCGGGGUGGCUGCCUGGGCCCCCAGCAGGGCACCGCCGUCUUUCUUUCUGCUGCUGGGCUUUCUGAAAAGCUUCUAAGUCCCGCUCCGAGACUGUGUGUGUGACUGUGGAUUCCGACUGCUUUGCAAAUGGGUAUCUCUCCACAAGAGCUGUGUGUCCAGCAUUCAUUAAGACAGACCUCUCAGUAGCUGGGGACCUGGCCUGCCUAGCCCGCUGAGCUUGGGGAAGAUCAGAUGGAGCUGAGUUGAUUAUCUUCCAUGAAGUAAUAGCUCACCACCUGCCGGGGUUUAAACUACUUAUGCAGCAUCCCUUCACCUAUGGACUCUUGGCAAUUCUGCUUUCUUGGGGGAAAACCUGGGGCAAGAGGAGGUCGUUUUUAACAAGUUAGUGUCCUCGCCCUCCCUUACAAGUUGAUGCAAAGGCUCAGGCUGUGACUCCACUGGCUUGCACCUUCACAUCCAAAUAGAAGAAGAAGAAGAAGAAGCAAGGACCAUGGCUCUGAGUGGAAACUGUAGUCGCUAUUACCCUCGAGAACAAGGGGCUGCCGUUCCCAACUCCUUCCCUGAGGUCGUGGAGCUGAAUGUGGGGGGUCAAGUUUAUUUCACUCGCCAUUCCACGUUAGUAAGCAUCCCUCAUUCCCUCCUGUGGAAAAUGUUUUCCCCAAAGAGAGACACAGCUAACGAUCUAGCCAAGGACUCCAAGGGAAGGUUUUUCAUUGACAGAGAUGGAUUCUUGUUCCGUUACAUUCUGGACUAUCUCAGGGACAGGCAGGUGGUCCUGCCUGAUCACUUUCCAGAGAGGGGAAGACUGAAAAGGGAAGCUGAGUACUUCCAGCUCCCAGACUUGGUCAAACUCCUGACCCCCGAUGAAAUCAAGCAAAGCCCAGAUGAAUUCUGCCAUAGUGACUUUGAAGACGCCUCCCAAGGAAGCGACACGAGAAUCUGCCCCCCUUCCUCGCUGCUCCCUGCCGACCGCAAGUGGGGUUUCAUUACCGUGGGGUACAGGGGUUCCUGCACCAUGGGCAGAGAGGGGCAGGCAGACGCCAAGUUUCGGAGAGUUCCUCGGAUUUUGGUUUGUGGAAGGAUUUCCUUGGCAAAAGAGGUCUUUGGAGAAACUUUGAAUGAGAGCAGAGACCCUGACCGAGCCCCAGAAAGAUACACCUCCAGAUUUUAUCUCAAAUUCAAGCAUCUGGAAAGGGCUUUUGAUAUGUUGUCAGAGUGUGGAUUCCACAUGGUGGCCUGUAACUCCUCAGUGACAGCAUCUUUCGUCAACCAAUAUACAGAUGACAAGGUCUGGUCAAGUUACACCGAGUACGUCUUCUACCGUGAGCCUUCCAGGUGGUCAUCCUCGCACUGUGACUGCUGCUGCAAGAAUGGCAAGGGUGACAAAGAAGGGGAGAGCGGCACCUCUUGCAACGACCUCUCCACCUCCAGCUGCGACAGCCAGUCUGAGGCCAGCUCUCCCCAGGAGACAGUCAUCUGUGGGCCCGUGACACGCCAGACCAACAUCCAGACUCUGGACCGCCCCAUCAAGAAGGGCCCCGUGCAGCUGAUCCAACAGUCAGAGAUGCGACGGAAAAGUGACCUGCUCCGGACUCUGACUUCGGGCUCCAGGGAGUCGAACAUGAGCAGCAAAAAAAAAGCUGUGAAGGAAAAGCUCUCCAUUGAGGAAGAGCUGGAGAAGUGCAUCCAGGAUUUCCUAAAGAUCAAAAUUCCAGAUAGGUUCCCCGAGAGGAAGCAUCCGUGGCAGUCUGAACUUUUACGAAAGUACCAUCUAUAGGGGCAGGCUGGGGGGGGGGGGUGGGAGGAGAAACAAACCGUGUCACCAUUUUGAAAUAAACCUCCUAAACAGAAUCCACAUUUGAAAAGAAAAACAACAAUCCACGUUUAUUAGAACACAAUAGCUCAUUGACCUAUUACUACUGCCUACUUACCUAGUUCACCUUAACACGUAAAGCCACAGGGUAGAUUUCUCUCCAGAUGUGCAAGUGUAAAAAAAUCUUUUUUUUUUUGGUGGGGGGGGAGUUAUUUCUUUGUUUGUUAACUUGGUCCCAUGUCCUGAGUAUCUUAUCUCUAAGGAGAGCCAGCUAUGUAAGAAUAGCUGAGAAGACGUGGGAAUCCUUCCUCCCAGACUGGGUUUUUCUCUCAUCUUCUAUCUCCCUCCUUUGAAUGAGAAUAUGGUAGAGACCCGGCCCAAUGGCAUAUGUUUGGAUUUUUAAAUUUUCCUUUUCCCUUUUGUUUAUGGGGGAAGGGGUGGGGGGAAUGGCAGAUUUAUAUGACUUUUCACUCACAUCGAUUAUGUGCCAGUUUAUAAUGACCCCGUCUGCAUGAGUGUUUGUGCAACACAAGCACAACGAAGUGUGUAUAUACAUACUGCGCACGAGAUCCCAGGGCCUGGACGUCCUAAGGGCUGUGCUCACACUCCCAGCAGCACCCUCUUAGGGUCCUUCCGACACACGAGCCUCUGCUCUUUUCUUAAAGCCCUCCUGGGAAGGUUUCCCAGCCUCUCUUGGCAAGGCUUCCGAACAUCCAAUAACCCUCAUCAUCAACAAAUCAUCUUCCUUAUUUCGAAAUUAUCACCCUCAGGCUCCACUUUACCACGAUGCUCUUUCUCUGUGCUAGGAGAGCUAGUCAAACUUUCUUUGUAUUAAAGGAACCCAAACACCCAUAUCCACAAAAAUGACUGCAAAACGACCCCACACUCAGCCUGCCCUACCCUGGGCUGAAUUACUUUCCUUCUCUCAGUAUUUUCAGAGCUCUUACUGCCCGUGUUGUAACGGUGUGGCCUUCCCACAUAGCCCACGUUGAGUUCUCUGCACUCCUGUGUAGCCGUGGGAAUAAGAACAGCACAGAGUCCUUUAAGGCUCCCACUUUUUGUGCUCAGAGGAAAGUGUUUUUCACAUCCCUCCUAAUCAUUUCUCAUAACCUUUUAAAACUACAGUGCUACAUUGUUACUUUCUUGUAGCCAGAUCUGUUUGCCUUUGGGAUCUGGGAUUUGGCUGUGUCCAUACUAGGACUUGGCCGUCACUGAUGUCUGUGAACAAUCCAUCUGGAUAACUGGAGCCCCGAAAUGAUGAUUCCGGCUUUCUAAACCGUCUUUCUUGAUUACACCCUUGACUUGUAUAGACACAGCCAAAAAGAAACUGUGAAUAGCCAUCCAUCCAUGUGACUCUGUAUUCUAUUCACCUACCAAUAGUUCUUUCAUAGACUUGUGGUAAAUGAAGAUUAGAGGCCAAGUUUUACCUUCAGCAUUCCUCAUGCAGUUAAGUGGAAACUGAAAAAUAAUUUGUCCAUCAUUAAUUGUGUGCCAAGCACUCCUAAUUUCUUUCUUUUUAUUAUGUGUGUAUGUAUAUAUGUGUCACAGGUAAUAAAGGCAACUGGAUGGUGUCUGUAGGAAGGAAAAAUAACGACCAGUGGCUUCUUUUUGAAAUCUUUGAUUGAUACACGUUUAUCAUGUAAGAGAUCCAUCUUAAUUUCUGUUAUUAUACCCAUUAGUAUAUGGAUAUCUUUCUGAAUUUUUUGUAAUUCUUGCCUUCACACCCGGGCAACAGACUUGGCCAGUGGUUUCUUGUCCUGAUGAUUUGAAUGGAGUUUACAGUUUUACUUAAGUAAGAAAGAAAGAUCAUUUGGGGAGUUGAGUUGUCAAGAGAAUUAUAAUUAUGAAUUUAAGUGGUAUCCUUUUAUGUGUUAAUAUAUUAGUUGACGUUUGAUCUUAACUGCAACAUAGCUUUGUAAAGCCUACCAGUAAUCUUCAGUCUUUUCAAUGUUUCUUUAUGCCAUAUCAGAAUACCACCGUCCUAAUAAUAGAAGAUUUUGCAAAGGAUCAUAGAACUUCAUGGGUCAAGAAGUUAAAUUUGGUGAAAAUAUCCCUGAACUCACUUUGGUCAGAUGAUUCUUACGGUCCUCCUGGAAGUGCUGUCAAAGAGUUGGGGGUCCGAAUAAGAAGGGCAGAGUCCCAGCUUCCUUAAAUUUCAAACCUGAUUGUAAUGGUAUCAGAUCAAGACACACUAGUAAGAAUUAGGGAACUAGUAAGAUGGCAGUCAACCCACUACUCUUACCGCAUACUUUAAAUAGGAAAUUGAAGACUGCAAAGAAAAUGUUCAUGGCAUCACUUCUCUGUCCUUUGCCCCGUCAUGACUUUUUUCCUGGGUAGGCAGUCUUUAUACCCUCAAUGAACAAAACUAGUGGGAAGUCUGUUUAAAACAACAAUAAAAUUUUUAAUCUGGGUCAGGUCUAGGCUGAUACCCACUCCAAAGUGUCCAAAUAGCUGAAGCAACAGCAUGCUCUUCUUGUGUGUGGGUGUUUGGUGCAGAGGUGAUGGUAGACCUGGCCGGUGAAAGAUUCUGCAGGGGCACCGAGUCAAUGGACACCUUCAGUCCUAGCUUGAAUGGGAUUCGAGUGAGGGCUACGUGGCCUGCAACACUGGCAGUAAGUUCUGGGUGAGUUAGAAGGUUAAAUACUGUAGUAGCCCUGGUAGUCACCAUGAAUCAGGCCCAUUGUCCUGAACUUAACAUAGUUUUAAAAACGUGUAGUUCAGUUCCAGGCAGAAUGAUACAUAUGGUUUGCUUCUUGGAUAUUCGUUAUGACAAGGGCUGAUAGGAAGAAACUAGUAGCAUCAAAUGGGUCAAAUGGAUGAGGACUCAUAUGUGCAGAGCCCCAACUUAAGUUGCCUCCUGGAAAAUUCUGCAAUGCUGAAACCCCCUGAGGUUUGAGUGUGGGGAGGCGGUGGUCAUUCACCAUGAUAUGUGGGUCUUCUGAAGUCAGAACCGUAUUUAUAAUGUCCUCCUACCCACUGUCAAAAAGAGAGUGACCUGUGUUCAGCAGGAAAGGGGGAAGACAGGAAAAUAAAACUGUGGGAUCACUGUGGUAGUGUGCUCUCCCUGCCCCCACUAAGAAAAAUACGGCACUGAGGAAUGGCCAUAAAACACAAAGUGAGGCGGCUUCCACAAUACGCAGUGAUGUUGUCUUUGGUAAUUGUAGGCACAGUUAUCUUCUGGAAAUGCACGCAUGGUGAAUUAUAAUAAAAGGGGAACAGUGCACAAAUCAUAAGUGUUCCCUUUGCUAUUUAUUCUUCCAUAGCUUUGUCUGUCCCCAACUAAUUCGUUUGUUGGGGGCACAUUUAUUAAAAGAGCUAACAUGGAAGUUUUCACUUUUCCACUGGCCUUAUUUGAUUCAGGGCCACCUUUAUCCAUAGGCGUGGAUGUGUAUUGUUCAUUCUGGGUCAUCUUUGUUGUCUUUGCGUGUGUUUCUGGAUUACUUUUGCUUCUCUGGGCUUUUGAUUCCUUUCUGACUAUCCUUUGUCUGUGCCAAGCGAAACAUGCUCCAGGGAGAAAAAAGAAAAGGCGUAUUUGGUGUUUUGCAAAAUUACUUGACACCAGGUCCCGGAAUGGGAACCAAACUUUGAUUCUCAUCUAUUUUUCUUGGUUACAAUUCCAACCUUGCAACUUGGUAUUUAUCAUAGUGGAUUAACUAAGAGCACUUCAGUGCUGAUGUUUUUUGCUACUAGAUGUAAUGCCGUGGAACUUGACUAACCUUGGUCUUCUAGAUGUUCUUUACUAGAGUUAAGACUCUCUGAACUUUUAGGAAGAAUUCUUUGUCACCUCCACUCGACCUAACAGUUUUCAGAGGGAAAGUGCAGAGAGUCAUUUUUCCCCCAAUGACUCUGGCAGAGAGAUGUUUUUUGCCAAUUUGCAUUCUGGGUUAUAGGUUUAGCGUGGGCUGUUUCUCUUUUAAUGUCUUUGUAUUGUUGGCAUCUUGCAAUCUUGAUGGCCCACUAUUCCAAUUUAUUUAUUUUCUUUAAUACUGUCAAAAUAACAUGCUAGAGAAAGAAUCAGAGUGAGCAUUCUGUAUUCUGAGUUAAAAUGGAGUUAGAUGUCAUUUGUACGAGUCUGUACAAUGAUUAAUAUCUGCAGAGAAAUUAGACCAAAUGAAACCUGCUAGAAUGGUUUUGAUUUAUAUUGUCUUCAUCAUUCUGAUUUUAGAUGAAAUGGUUAUUGCUUUCCACCCCUGCUGAAAAAAGAGAGUGUUAAACUUUAAUAAUCACAGCACCAUGAUGCAAGCACAAAGCUUGUUCAUUUGAAAUGUCUGUUUUUCUCAUCUUCACAUAUACUUUAGAAUAGAGACUCUCUCUCCUGUGACCUCCUCUGCAAACUUUUGGGCAGUGUUUCCAAUACUCAGCAUGCAUAAAAUCAUUUGUAAAAAUGCAGCUUCCUUCACCCUAGCCCCGGAGAGUCUGAUUCAGAAACUUCAAACAGGGCCAAGGAAUCUUCAUUGUGCAUCAUUAUCCUUAAUGAUUUUAAUGAGAUGGCUUGUGGACCUUUCUUUGAGAAACUGCUCAGAGACAAUGCGGAGGUCAACAUAUCUCUCACUUCCUUGUGGUACUUCCUCUCUCUUUCCACUGCAGAUAAGUCAAAGCAUGCAUAAUUCAUUAUCUUAAGAGAAAAGACCCCAAAAAGGAACACCCAGGACAAGGGCAGAGUAGAUUUCCAUAAUUUCUUUGUCCUUUCACCUGCCUGUCAAUCAUAACGUCUUCUCCAUGUUGUGUAUGUUUAUGCCUUUUUUUUUUUUUUCCCAUGCUGAAAACCUGCAUCAGUAUAGUUUUGUGGCUGGGUAGAUGGGAGCACAUGUCUGAGUGAGAUGUGCCCUAAUGAUGCCCAACAAGGAGUUGUUCAUUUCUAGGCCCUUACGCGGUUCGGGUCAGAGGAACUUGAGGAUGAUCCAUAAUUUAAUGAUGUGUGUGGCCCCAAAGGGGGUUCCAAUAACUGCAUGCACAAACUACCCAAAUGAAUAUGGAAUGAUUCAUGAUUUCAGCUGUAUUUCACAAAUAAAAUCCUAACUCAUGGAGCUGCUCAAUUUGUCCAGUUUGACUCAAACAGGACUAGGAGGCUCUCAGAUAGUUGAAGACCCUGAACCCCAACAUUAAUUAAAAACUUCAAGCGAAACCAAUGAGGGAGAAUAAAUUUAAAAAGAAAAGAAAAAAAAAGAA
Molecule: messenger RNA, 7253 nt
Organism: Vicugna pacos (alpaca)
Lineage: Eukaryota; Metazoa; Chordata; Mammalia; Artiodactyla; Camelidae
Source: RefSeq, a predicted model, not a curated record